Molecule: messenger RNA, 1865 nt
Organism: Nelumbo nucifera (sacred lotus)
Lineage: Eukaryota; Viridiplantae; Streptophyta; Magnoliopsida; Proteales; Nelumbonaceae
Product: serine carboxypeptidase-like 27
Biological process (GO): proteolysis
Cellular component (GO): vacuole
Molecular function (GO): serine-type carboxypeptidase activity
Source: RefSeq, a predicted model, not a curated record
UAAAAAUCGGCACUUGUGUAUUUGUAUAUACGAUUGAUACGGAUUAAUGCCGAUCACUUCAUUCCCAUUCAUCACUCAUCCUCUAAUCCCAUCUAAUACAUCCCUCCUUUCUGUCGUAUAUGUAUGCCCAAAUGCAGCGCCAAUUGCACCAGUUCUAGUCCUUUUGGAAUUUAUAGAAUCCCAGACAAGUUUUGGGAUCUGGGUUUCUUGUUUUUUUAAUUUUUUUUUAUUUGUUUGUUCAAUUGUAUUAAUUGAUUAUGGGUUCGUCUCUGUUGCGAGUUUUGGGUUUUGUUUUUCUUUUGCUGGGUUACUGUUCUUCUUCUACUUCUCCUCUUCAAGACCAAGAGAGAGAUAAGAUCACCGAGUUGCCAGGACAGCCGACCAAUGUUGGAUUCGCUCAGUACUCCGGAUACGUGACAGUUGAUCAACAGGCCGGCAGAGCCUUGUUCUACUGGUUAACAGAGGCACCGGCAAGUCGUCGGCCCGAGUCGAGACCACUCGUUUUGUGGUUGAAUGGAGGGCCUGGGUGUUCAUCUGUGGCUUAUGGUGCCGCUGAAGAGAUCGGGCCAUUCCGUAUCCAUCCCGACGGGAAGACCCUCUUCUUCAACCCCUACGCUUGGAACAAUCUGGCAAAUAUCCUUUUCCUAGAAUCUCCAGCGGGGGUCGGUUUCUCGUAUUCGAAUACGUCAUCUGACUUGUAUACCGCCGGUGACCAGAGGACAGCUGAAGAUGCGUAUACUUUCAUUGUAAAUUGGUUCGAAAGGUUUCCCCAGUACAAGCAUCGAGAUUUCUAUAUUGCUGGAGAAAGUUAUGCAGGCCAUUACGUUCCGCAAUUGUCUCAACUUGUUUACCAGAGAAACAAGGGGCUUCAGAAUCCUUCUAUUAAUUUCAAAGGCUUCUUGGUUGGAAAUGCUGUUACUGAUGAUUACCAUGAUUAUGUGGGCACCUUCGAGUAUUGGUGGAUCCAUGGUUUAAUUUCUGAUGCUACUUACAGAACUCUAAGAGUUGCUUGUGACUUUGGAUCCUCACAACACCCAUCUGUUGCAUGCAUCAAGGCUUUUGAUGUUGCAGAUAAAGAACAAGGGAGCAUUGAUCCCUACAGCAUAUUUACACGUCCUUGCAGUAGCGCGAUAUCUCUCAGGCGCAACUUAAGGGGUCACUAUCCCUGGAUGCCCAGAGCAUAUGAUCCCUGCACCGAGAGGUAUUCGAUAAUAUACUUUAAUCGGCCAGAAGUGCAAAAGGCGUUGCAUGCCAAUUUAACUGCCAUUUCCUAUCCUUGGAAAACAUGCAGUGACAUUGUUGGGGACUAUUGGGCAGAUUCUCCAUUAUCCAUGCUUCCUAUUUAUGAAGAACUUAUUGCUGCAGGUCUUCGGAUUUGGGUAUUCAGUGGAGACACAGAUGCGGUAGUACCUCUGACUGCAACUAGAUACUCUAUUGAUGCUCUGAAGCUACCAACAGUUAUGAAUUGGUAUCCCUGGUAUGACCAUGGAAAGGUUGGUGGGUGGAGCCAAGUGUACAAAGGUCUGACCUUCGUAACAGUAAGGGGUGCAGGGCAUGAGGUUCCACUUCAUCGUCCUCGACAAGUUCUCAUAUUAUUUAAAUAUUUCUUAGAGAAUAAGCCAAUGCCGAGCUAACUGGUUCUCUCUGAUUCAUCAUGUUCCCUUCUCUAUAAGCUAUCUGGGGUCUAGAAGGAAAGAAAUAAGUAGAGAAAUUACCUGCACAUCCAAUUCAUGUUUAGUGAUAGUAUUUGUUUUCUGGGAAGAUUAGGAGGUUUUUCAUCUCCUUGAAACAAAUAAUUCCACUGUUUUUUUAGCUUAUUUAUUCCUCUACACAGAUUCAUGUAAAAGUGUUAACAGAUAAAACAU